UUCUUAAUUUAAUUGUUGUUUUUGAAUUAAUUUUGCAAUUUUGUUUAAUAAUAAUUCAAAACUUUGUUUAUUAAGUAAUUCUAAACUGCGAUAGGAAUAAGAAUAAACAGAUAAAUAUAAAAAGUUCAAAGUUCAGUUGGUGUUAUUGUUUCCAUAUAAUUAGAAUAUCUCCAAGCAAAUGUACACCAGGAGUUUAUUUUAAGAUUAAAUCAGAUUAAGAAAUAUGGUUUUUAUACUAAGGAUUUCUCAGGCUCUAAAAAAUUCAAGAAAGUAUAGUACUCAGGUGAAGUUGAACGAUGUAGUUAUUGUGUCUGCUGUAAGGACCCCCAUAGGUUCUUUUCUUGGAUCCCUUUCCUCUUUGCCAGCUACUAAAUUAGGGGCAGUUGCCAUACAAGCAGCUAUUGAAAGGGCAGGGGUCCCAAAAGAAGAAGUUAAAGAAGUCUACAUGGGGCAUGUUUGCCAAGGGGGAGCAGGACAGGCCCCAGCAAGGCAGGCAACAAUAUUUGCGGGGUUGCCCAAGUCAACAAUUUGCACAACAGUGAACAAAGUCUGCGCAUCUGGUUUGAAGUCUGUGAUAUUGGCUACUCAAAAUUUACAAACUGGCCAUCAAGAGGUUGUUCUAGCUGGAGGAAUGGAAUCAAUGUCAAAUGUGCCAUACUAUAUGAGAAGGGGAGUGACACCGUAUGGGGGGGUUCAUUUAUUAGAUGGAAUAGUCUUUGAUGGGCUCCACGACGUAUACAACAACAUUCACAUGGGGAAUUGUGCCGAAAAUACCGCCAAAAAGCUUCAAUUAACGAGACAGGAACAAGAUGAGUAUGCAAUUUCAAGUUACAAACGUAGUGCAGCUGCUUGGGAUUCAAACGCUUUCGCUGCCGAGAUCGUUCCUGUUCCUGUUCCCCAAAAGAAAGGUCAACCAGACAAGAUUUUUGAAAAAGAUGAGGAAUAUAAACGCGUGGACUUUUCCAAAUUUCCCAAAUUAGCAACGGUGUUCCAGAGAGAAAACGGGACUGUUACUGCAGGAAACUCCUCCACUUUAAACGACGGUGCGGCUGCUUUAAUCCUUACAACCCCUGACGGAGCAAAAAGACUGAACUUGAAACCUUUGGCAAGAAUAGUGGGCUUUCAGGACGCUGCAGUCGAUCCCAUAGACUUCCCUAUUGCCCCUGCGUCUUCAAUUCCUCCACUUUUACAGAAGACUGGUAUCAAAAAAGACGAUGUUGCCCUGUGGGAGGUCAACGAAGCUUUUAGUGCCGUUGUCCUAGCAAAUCAGAAGUUGCUAGAUAUCGACCCAAAUAAAGUUAACGUUCAUGGGGGCGCCGUUAGCCUAGGACACCCCAUAGGAAUGUCUGGAGCUCGAAUCGUCGUUCAUUUGGUACAUGCUUUGAAAGCAGGCCAAAAGGGCGUUGCCUCAAUCUGUAACGGAGGAGGUGGAGCCUCAUCUAUUAUGAUUGAGAAAUUGUAAGUGUCUUUGGCAAAUGGAGUGUAUUAAUUUUAAUUUUUUAUUAA
Messenger RNA from Agrilus planipennis (emerald ash borer), 1506 nucleotides. It is a transcript of the gene Acat1, whose product is annotated as acetyl-CoA acetyltransferase, mitochondrial. The record is from RefSeq and is a predicted model, not a curated record. Gene Ontology annotation, molecular function: acetyl-CoA C-acetyltransferase activity. The coding region runs from base 224 to 1462 and encodes 412 amino acids. Gene Ontology annotation, biological process: fatty acid beta-oxidation. The transcript has 3 exons. NCBI's taxonomy places the organism in Eukaryota, Metazoa, Arthropoda, Insecta, Coleoptera, Buprestidae.